CAGCAACCCACGGCUCCGUUGCAUGACGACGCUCUCAGCUGGCCUGGACGUGCAUCUGCGGCUUCACGACAUGCGACGAUAGGACGGCCCGCCAUGUCGCUCCUGCAGAACGAAGACUUCGUGCUCUUCCAGCUGCGCAGCGCGUACCUGUCGGCGAUCAAGGACGGCGUCGGCGAGCGCCUGAUCAAUGUAAACACGGCCGUCCUCAACAACCCCGCCUUCCGCGCCGCCGGGUGGGUGCCCAAUGCCGCCGACAUCAAGCGCACCUACUCGCCGCCCAUCCCCACCGCAAUCACCUCCGAGUACUUCCAGGCCCCGCGCUCGGCCGGGCUCAAGCCCCCCGAGGGCUUCGAGGAUGACGAGGAAGGCGGCAUGGUCACGGGCGGCGGCGGCAGCAACGACACCGUGGGGCCUACCCUGAAUGCGAAGCGCCGCCGCCGCCGCGAGCAAUUGGACGAGGACGACAGCAGCGACCUGAGCGACGAGAGCGACGAAGAGGACGAUGCCAGGCCCGCCAACCAGAUCAAGUUCCAGAAGAUGCCCGUCCGCACCCGCGCUGGGUCCUCGCCCAUCCGCGGCUCUGCCCUGAGGAGCGGACUGAACGAGGCAGCCGAAGGCCCCUCGCUCAUGGUCACGUCGCCUUCGCGGCCUCCUGAGGCUGGCCUGCGCCGAGGCUCAUCCGACGGCGUCCAGAGCGUCACCGGCCGCCCCCGCAGAGACACCAUCACCAGCAGCGAGAUGUCGUCCGAGAAUGAGAUGGACUCCCUCUCCUUCCAGAAGCGAAGAUUGAACCCCCGCAAGGCUGCCAAGGCCAAUUAUCUGCUGUCGCAGCGCAUGGGCGAGGAGGACAAGGAGCCGCUGGAAGCCCUCGACGAGGGUAAUGAAUCAGACAGCUCCCUUUCGUCGGAAUUCUCCGGCACAGCUGACAGUGGCUCCUUCAUAGGUGAAGGUGACGAUCCGCUCGACUCUUCACCCCCGACCGAGCUGCCCAACAUGCCUAAUCUGACGCCUUUCGCCAGCAACUCUCCAAAGAAGCCCAGGACGCAACUACAACCCACGUUACAAGCACUUCCUCCGCCAAGACCAAUCAGCUUUAUACCUCCAGUCAGCGCGUUAACACAGGCACUUCAAGCCAAGGAGCAAAAACCCUCGAACCCCUUGCAGCGAUUCGCCGCCUGGGAUGCGGCCAGCGAGGCCAAUUCGAAUCCCAUUUACAUGAAGCUCUACUGUCCAUUUUCUUCCAAGCCGUCCAAAGCCCUCGAACUACUCAUAAGGAAGACUGCCGAUAAUGGCCAGGUCGUGACUGUGGCAGAGGCCAUUGGCUAUGCCUUGUGGCGAUACCAGGAAGAGAAGUUGGAGCCUCCGUUGGCUCCGGACAAGGUCAAUGUGAACUGCUGGGUGCUGCGCAUGUACGACGACGGCGAGAUUGAUGACGAAUUUCCUCCCUUGACGCGAAACCGCCCACUCAUGGACUUUGCUUCCAACAACAGUAGGGGUAUGCGACCGCGCGCUAGGGAAAAGCCAUGGGACGAAUUUGGUCUCGUUCAAGCGACCGACCGCGAGAUGGUCGAGAACGAGAAGAUCACUCCCGACUUCAGUCGCGAAGCGGCCGCUGCGGUGGCUGCUUCGCAGACAUCAGAGGAAGCUCCGAGACUUAAGCCGCCGCCACCAAAACCGAUACCGUCACGCGCCAAGAGCUUCCGCAAUCCCAUCACCGGGCCUUCUUUCGCGCCAACGGCUACCCGCAAGGACACUUCGAACUUGGCAGAUGCUCCCACAAUCUCCAAUGUAACGUCCGCUAGCCGCACUGGGGCCCCCAAGACUCUCACCGUCCACUAUACAGACGAACACUUCAACAACAGGCGCAUUCCCAUCCCUUGCACAACGGACACCUACAUCGCUGAAGUCUUCGAUCAAGUCUGCCGCGACCUCCGGCUCGACAAGGGUCUCUUUGUCCUCAAGGUAUCCGCCAGCACCACGGUCGCGCCGCCUGAUCGCACAGUCGAGGCCCUGGGCUCACGCGUCGACCUUGACCUCGUGCGCCGUCGCUUCGUAGGUGACGGUGUUUUUGGUAUUGCUGGCAGUCCAGGAUCAUCGUCUCCUAAUGCACCCCUCACCAUUGCUACAGGUGGUGCCCCCAAGAAAACCAAGAAAGGCGAACGUACCGCCGCUGCUGUGUCCGGCCACGGACUCAUCCAUCCGCUUGCCAAGCACAACGACUCGAACGCAGGACUAUCCCUCCCGUCGACUUCAUACUACAAACGCUGGCCCGUCAUGCGCAAGCAGCCCAUGUCUUUCGCGUCUUCCACAUCACGGACACUUGCACUAGACAACGAGUACAUUCACAUCAUGCCCGGCGAAACAGGGAAUACGAAGCAGAUCUUUGACCAGCCGGCCAAGACGACAACAGUGCACUUCUCGAGCGUAGUCGGCAGCAAGGUCAGCAAGAAGCACCCGAAGAUGUUCAGGGUCGUUGUGUUCAAGGAGAAGGAGACAAAGCGGUACGACUUCGAGGCGCAGAACCAGCAGGAUGCGGUGGACAUCGUGAAGGAGAUCAAGAAGGGCGUAGAUCGCUUCCACGAGGGCAUUGUGUAACUUUAUGUGAGCGAUGCGUUCGGGACUCCUCGGAUACGGGCUUUGGCCAAUUUGCUUGGUAUGCGCAGUCUGUUACGAAUACGACUAUAUCGAAGAAUAUGACGUUCUCAAGUUUGCAACGUCCCAAUGUAUUUGCUGUCCUCCUUAAGCAUGAUGUGAAACCCGCGACCACAGUAGCUUCACCCCCUCCACACCGCCUCGACGAGACUCAGCGACGCACCCGCAACCGCAGUCACGCUCUG
This is a messenger RNA of Paraphaeosphaeria sporulosa, 2837 nucleotides long. RefSeq lists its product as uncharacterized. The transcript has 2 exons. Gene Ontology annotation, cellular component: TORC2 complex; plasma membrane; cytoplasm. The record is from RefSeq and is a predicted model, not a curated record. Gene Ontology annotation, molecular function: phosphatidylinositol-4,5-bisphosphate binding. The coding region runs from base 94 to 2595 and encodes 833 amino acids. Gene Ontology annotation, biological process: TORC2 signaling. NCBI's taxonomy places the organism in Eukaryota, Fungi, Ascomycota, Dothideomycetes, Pleosporales, Didymosphaeriaceae.